Molecule: messenger RNA, 1023 nt
Organism: Capronia epimyces CBS 606.96
Lineage: Eukaryota; Fungi; Ascomycota; Eurotiomycetes; Chaetothyriales; Herpotrichiellaceae
Exons: 1
Coding region: 1-1023 (340 amino acids)
Source: RefSeq, a predicted model, not a curated record
AUGGCGCAAACAUCGACCCUAACGUCCGCAACCUCCGACCCCUACUACCUAUACACGGUCGAUUUGCCUGCGCUAUUACCUACUGCCAGCGACAUCGAAUCGGACCACUGCCUCUUCAAUACUCUAGACCUCCAGUGGCGGAAGACGGGCAUGCUGGAAACAUUGUUGCCGCAAUCGUCGUCCUUAACGAUCCCCUCAGCCCCAUAUUACGCACCCGUGGUCGAUUUGCCGGCGCCAUUGCCCACUACUGCCGAGAUCGAAAGUUCCGGCGAAUACAUGCGGGAUGAAACUUAUGCGACAAAAGUCGUCGCGGUUGGCCCUCACUUCGUUGCUAAAUAUGGAAAAUGGCUGAAUCUCGAGGAAGGUCGAAUGAUGAUGUUUAUCCGACAGCAGACACGAGUUCCUGUCCCUCGAGUCUACGCCCUCUACCAUGAUAAUGGGCACAAUUUUAUAGUUAUGGAAAGAAUACACGGCCACACCUUGAAGGAAACAUGGGACACGUUCGACGAUCCGAAGAAGCGGGAGAUUAUUACACACUUGAAGGAGUACCUGAGAGAAAUACGCAAUGUUGAAUCACCAGCUGCGUAUUGCAGUCUCGACAAAGGGCCUCUCCUUCAUAGUAUUUUCCGUCCCUCCAACAACUUUUGCGACAACGGCCCGUUCGACACCGAGGCAGAGUUCAACGAUGCUAUGAUUAGGAAAUGCUGCGCCUCCGAGGCUCUCAACAACAAGGGGGAAUUCUACCAACGAGUUCUCCCUCAAGUCUUGCACGGCCACGCACCAGUUCUGACGCAUGGAGAUAUCCAGAAGAAGAACAUCAUGAUCCGACCCGGGCCCACAGUCGACAUCGUCUUGCUUGACUGGGAGAGUGCGGGCUGGUAUCCGACCUACUGGGAAUACUCCAAUACCAUCUUUGCAUCGUGGUUUGAAAACGACUGGUACCGAUGGGUCGACGACUUCCUGGAGCCGUUUCCGCAUGAAUACGCUUGGUUCGCCAUGUUGGAACAAGAAAUUGGAUGGUAG